Ochotona curzoniae (black-lipped pika) is the source of this 3913-nucleotide messenger RNA. RefSeq names its product protein tyrosine phosphatase non-receptor type 1 (gene PTPN1). The record is from RefSeq and is a predicted model, not a curated record. Lineage: Eukaryota; Metazoa; Chordata; Mammalia; Lagomorpha; Ochotonidae. The transcript has 9 exons. Gene Ontology annotation, molecular function: protein tyrosine phosphatase activity. Gene Ontology annotation, biological process: protein dephosphorylation. Bases 140 to 1438 code for a protein of 432 amino acids.
CGGCGGUAGCGGCGCGAGUCGCGGGGUGCGGCGGGCCUGGGGCUGGAGAGCGCGACGGCGGCCUAGAGAGGCAGACGGCGGCAGCGGGCCGAGCGGGAGGAGGAGGAGGGAGGAGGCGCGGCAGCCGCCCUGGCCCGGCAUGGAGAUGGAAAAGGAGUUCGAGCAGAUCGACAAGGCCGGGAGCUGGGCGGCCAUUUACCAGGACAUCCGGCAUGAAGCCAGUGACUUCCCUUGUCGAGUGGCCAAACUUCCUAAGAACAAAAACCGCAACAGGUACAGAGAUGUCAGCCCUUUUGACCACAGUCGGAUUAAGCUGCAUCAGGAGGAUAAUGACUAUAUCAAUGCUAGCCUGAUAAAAAUGGAAGAAGCUCAAAGGAGUUACAUCCUUACUCAGGGCCCCCUGCCUAACACAUGUGGGCACUUCUGGGAGAUGGUGUGGGAGCAGAAGAGCCGGGGCGUGGUCAUGCUCAACCGCGUGAUGGAGAAAGGCUCGUUGAAGUGCGCACAGUACUGGCCACAAAGAGAAGAGAAAGAAAUGGUGUUUGAUGACACGAAUUUGAAGUUGACCUUGGUCUCUGAAGACAUCAAGUCCUACUACACAGUACGACAGCUAGAAUUGGAAAACCUUACGACUCAGGAAACACGAGAGAUCUUGCAUUUCCACUAUACCACGUGGCCUGACUUUGGAGUCCCCGAAUCACCAGCCUCCUUCUUGAACUUUCUUUUCAAAGUCCGAGAGUCUGGCUCACUCAACCCGGAGCAUGGCCCCGUGGUGGUGCACUGCAGCGCCGGCAUCGGCAGGUCGGGAACCUUCUGCCUGGCCGACACCUGCCUCUUGCUGAUGGACAAAAGGAAAGACCCCUCAUCUGUGGACAUCAAGAAGGUGCUGCUGGAGAUGAGAAAGUUCCGGAUGGGGCUGAUCCAGACAGCUGAUCAGCUGCGCUUCUCCUACCUGGCCGUCAUUGAAGGGGCCAAGUUCAUCCUGGGAGACGCUUCGGUGCAGCAUCAGUGGAAGGAGCUCUCCCAUGAGGACCUUGAGCCCCCGCCAGAGCACACACCGCCCCCUCCCCGGCCUCCCAAGCGGAUCCUGGAGCCCCACAACGGCAAGUGCAAGGAGUUCUUCCCCAACCACCAGUGGGUGAAGGAUGCGGCCGGGGAGAGCACUGACAGCCCGGCCAAGGAGGACAGCAGAACCUCCCUGAGCGCCCCCUACAGCUUGGAAAGCACGAGUCAAGACACUGAAGUUAGAAGGCGAGUCAUGGGGAGCAGUAUGCGAGGCCCCCAGGCUGUAUCCCCCGCCCCGGAGGAGCCGUCGUCAUCCAUGGAGGAAGAGGGCUCCCACGCACUGACUCCCUGGAAGCCCUUCUUGGUCAACAUGUGCAUGGCCACGGUCCUCACAGCCGGCGCCUACCUCUGCUACAGGGUGUGCUUCCACUGACGGCUCGCUGCGGGACGCGCACAGGCGAGCGUGGCCUCCGCCGGCCCCGCAACAGGAUUGGGCUCUGCGGAGCCCUGGAGCCCGCCUGGGAAGCAGCACCCAGAGCCGGCUGUCUGGACCACGGCAGGGUGGAUGCGCUGGGUGGCGAGGAGCCCUCUGGUCCCAGGAACAUAAGAGUCUAUCUCAGGGCCUUCAACUAUUCAGGAGUAAGUAGAGAAAUGCCAAAUACGUCGCACGCCCAUUCUCUCUCUCUCUCUCUGCUCGGUUGUUUUGGGGAAAAGUUGAAUUACAACACAUUGUUGUUUUUAACCUUUAUAAGCAGCAGCUUUUUGUUAUUUCUGGAGGAGAAAAGAAAAAAAAAAAAAAAAACAAGCCAAACAGGCACUUAGGAACCUCUUGUUACAUAGCUUGCAUUUGGUUUCCCAGGGGAGGAUCUCAAACUUGGACUUGAGGCAGAAGGCUGGGAGGUGGGUGGUGGGUGCCCACCUCCCGCCGUGAGCAGAAGUGGUAACAGUCUGCAGCAGGCAAGGCUGGCUCCUGCCUCGCUAAGGCGUCCCCACAGGCUGGCCUCCUUGGGACAGUCAUCUUGCUUGGGUGCCAGGCCUCAUCAUCGUGUCUCCACAGAGGGGUUUUCUUGAGGCUCCUGCCUCAGGGUCAGGGCUGCGCCCAAGCUGAGCUCAGCCUUCCCAGGCAGCCAGGGCUCCCCGGGCAGUGUGCCAGCUGCAGGCCGGGCAGCAGCAGCCUAGAGCCUCUGGUCCUGACCCGGCCUCACCAGCCACCUCCCUCUCAUACCUGCUUCCCCUCUGUCUAGGCGGCCUGGCAGUGCAGCGACGGUUUACUGAAAGCAGUUUCCCCCAUUGUGGGUGAUUUUUGGGGUGAGAGGGCACACCUGUACUGGUGGUGUGCGUGAGUGGGUCAGCUCUGCGGGCCAGGACUCGGCCCACCAUGCUUGGCUUCAAUAUGAUUCCUGCGCCAACUCCUAGCCUCCCCUCUGCCCGCUCCCCCAGGCCUGCCAAGGCAGGUGUGGAGUGCCGGCCAGGCCAGGAGGUGCUGCAGAUGGCUGCUUGGGCUGCACCACAGCCACCCUCCCAGACCCCAAGCCUCUCCUCCUUGGCUUCUCUUGCCCCUGAGCCCACAGCCCAGUCCGUGAGGAGCACAGUGCAAGUCGGGGCUGCCCCAUCCCGUGAGUCUCGAGGAUGGCAUGGGGCCCUCUGCGUGUGUGACUGUCCCUGCUACAUGAGCAACUUAAACCAACAAUGUCUUCAAACGGCUUGUUGUUAGCCUUGCAUCCAGGGCUUGAUCACCAAGCACGGUGAUGCCUCAGGUCAUCCUGGGAGCAAGGCUGCUGUGGUGGCUCAGGACCGGCCGGGAGGGUACGCACCCAGCAGAGACCCCGGCUAGACUGUAGCCGACUCUGGGCUGUUUAAUGACGUGAGAGGGCUGGGUCUGAGCUGGUCUCCCUCCACUCCGUCCCGCCCCAUGACCUGCUGGACCCUGGCUGUCACCCCCCUCCGUGUAUGAAAAUGCAUGGACGCUCUCUGUCCUGACGAAAAGCCCAUGUGCUUGAACUCAGAUUUCUGCUUACUAACAUGUCCCGGGGGAGUUCAGGCCUCAUCCUGCUCCGAUCCCCACAAGGCUGUGGCAGCCCGGGCCACUAGGCUAGAGGGGCUGAAGCUUUCCAGUUCCUGAGCUGCCCGGUUGCUAGCCUGGCACUCGGCCUGCCCCAGUCCAACUGGGGCCUGCCCCAGUCCAACUGGGGCCUGCCAUUACUCAGACAUUCCAAGAGUAUGGGAAGCCAUGGUCGAGCCUCAGGCUCCGCUCAGUGACCCCUCGGGGUCAGCCUCCACUACUCCACCUUCACACUGUGCCUGAGCAAGCCACGGCUUAGAGCAGGGUGAUGCCAGGAGCCACACCUCUCAAAACCACCUGGGGGCAGCAGCCCCUUUGCCUGCAGCCAUUGCACCCCUGAACCCUGUGGGGACCAAUGGUGCUCACGACUUCCUGGAAGGGAACGGCAGACCUCUCCCAGCUGGUAGCUUUUCCAUAAAAAAGGCACCUCUGGCUGCCGAGCCACCCCUUCGCCAGCAUUUUCACAUUUUGCCUUUCACAGGUGGGAGCUCAACCAGAAAGUUUCAGGUGGGUGCACAGGGUGCCCCCCUGUGGAGCCGUGGCAAGGCGUGGGCAGGGCUCGGGCACCAGACUGUGAGGGCUGUGGAGUCGGGCUUAUUGUGUUCCGGACUCCUGUACCCGUAUGUAGUAGUCUCGGGGUGUAUAUACAGUAGCAUUUCAAAACGGACAUGGCGGUGCGGCCCCUGUCCAGGAGAGCCGGUGGCAGUGUGUGUUGUCACACGCGUGUUAGGGAGGUAGCGAGCUGCUCUGCUGUAUGCCUUAAGCCAAUAUUUACUCGUUGGGUCAUUCUUUUUCUAUGGUGGCCGUGGAAGAAACCGUUUGUACAAAAUAAAGAGAGAAAAACGG